Molecule: messenger RNA, 492 nt
Organism: Candidozyma haemuli
Lineage: Eukaryota; Fungi; Ascomycota; Pichiomycetes; Serinales; Metschnikowiaceae
Product: DNA-directed RNA polymerase III subunit
Exons: 2
Coding region: 1-492 (163 amino acids)
Biological process (GO): transcription initiation at RNA polymerase III promoter; DNA-templated transcription
Cellular component (GO): RNA polymerase III complex
Molecular function (GO): DNA binding; DNA-directed RNA polymerase activity
Source: RefSeq, a predicted model, not a curated record
AUGUUUAUACUAUCGGAGCUUUCGGAUCUAGUACGGGUUCCGCCUCCGUCGUUCAAUAUCCCGACCCCUGUGGCACUUAAAGAUGAGCUUCAUAAGAAGUACUCCAACAAGGUGAUCUCCAACGUGGGGCUUGCAGUGUCGGUGUGGGACAUUCUGGAGAUCAAGGAUGGGCUUCUUAAGCCGGGAGAUGGCGGUGCAUACGUGGAAACACAGUUCCGCAUGAUAGUGUGGAAGCCGUUUGUGGGAGAGAUCUUGACUGGGUGGGUGCAAGAAUGCACAGCCGAGGGCAUCAAGGUGAGAAUGGACUUCUUCAAUGAUAUUUUCAUUCCAAAGGACUAUUUAUUUGAAGGGUGUGUGUUCAGGCCGGCCGAGCUGGCGUGGGUGUGGCAGCCAGACGCCGACACUGACUUGUACAUCGAUGUCAACGAACAAGUGCGGUUCCGUGUGGAGGAGGAGAUCUUCGCCAACAUCAAGCCCAAGGCUCGAGACUGA